CAUUCACUCUUCUUCUACUACUGACUACCUGCUCGCGAUAGUUUUAGAGAAAACUGCUGUGGAAAACUCGGUCAGAAGCUAACAUUAGCAAGUAUCAAGUGAUUCCAUAACAUCACCACAAACGUCUUUUCAAGCCAGAUUGGAGAGGAAGGAGAAGGAAAAAGUAAGGGAGUAAAAAGAGUGAAGCAAGGAGAGUGAAGAAGAGUGAGGUGGAAAGGUGAAGAGAAGGAAAGGAAGACGAGUGAAGAAAAGAGGAGGAGAAAGAUUGGAGGAGAAGAACAAGUUAAGAGAGUAAGAACAAAGGACACAAGGAGAGUGAAGAAGAACAAACAGAGGAGGUACAAUGACUCUUUCCAAGAAACGGAAAUGCACUUUUUAUGAAAAACAUGAUGAGAACAUUUCAAUUUAUACACUCAGGUCAAGACGAUAGAAUUGUUCACUGCACCCUUUGUAAUUCCUCUCUUUCAAUUGGCAGUCGGAGAAGAACGGCAGUGGUAGAACGUCAACAGACAAAAAAGCAUAAAGCCUCUCUGAUUGGCCGUGUUGGUAUGUCCUCUGUCACCACAUUCUUCAAGAAGGUAGAGCCUUCCCAAGGAGAAUAUGGUUUAGCUGUGCAGGAGGGUGUCUUUGCAUACCACAAAAUGUGACGUCACAGUGAGUAACGUGUUAGCACCAUGUGCUAGGACAAAAUGUGAAGCCAUAGUGAGUAACGUAUUAGCACCAUGUGCUAGGACAAAAUGUGACAUCAUAGUGAGUAACAUGUUAGCAACAUGUGCUAGGACAAAAUGUGACACCACAGUGAGUAACGUGUUAGCACCAUGUGCUAGGACAAAAUGUGACGCCACGCGUUAGCACCAUGGGCAACUACUUUGGUAACACAGGACCUAGACCAGGUUGAAUUUGUGUCCCUGUCCAGUGAUGCGUCCAAUCAUGGACAUGUAAAGCUGCUGCCAAUAGUAGUCAGAUAUUGUAAGAUAUAUGAUGGCAGCACAUCUGUGGAAACAAACCUGCUUGAUUUAGUUGAAUUGAAAGGAGAAACAGCAGAGGAAAUUGCAGAUGAGGUCCUGGUGGUCAUCUAAAAAUGUAACCUGGGAAACAUUCCUUGCCGACAACAAAUACCAACUUUGGAGGACUGAAGAGGCUGGGGAGGGUUAAUGUCCAGACCAACGUUAAAAAUGCUCUGCAGCGGGAGGUGAUUGGCUUAGGUUUUCCUGCCCACAUCAUUCAUAACACGGCCAGAACAGCUUUGGAUAUGAUGUUGAGUACCUGCUCACAAAGAUAUUUGGAUAUGUUCAUAUUUUCACUGUCAGAGUAGAAAGACUGAAGAGCUUUUGUGAGUUUGUUGGCCAGGAGUACCAUAACAUUUUAGGACACAGCAAUGUUCGCUGGCUGUCCACAGCUAGAUGUCCACAGCUGGAUGUCCACAGCUGGAUCUGGAUGUCCACAGCUGGAUGUCCACAGCUGGAUGUCCACAGCUGGAUCUGGAUGUCCACAGCUGGAUGUCCACAGCUGGAUGUCCACAGCUGGAUGUCCACAGCUGGAUCUGGAUGUCCACAGCUGGAUGUCCACAGCUGGAUGUCCACAGCUGGAUGUCCACAGCUGGAUCUGGAUGUCCACAGCUGGAUGUCCACAGCUAGAUGUCCACAGCUGGAUGUCCACAGCUGGAUGUCCACAGCUGGAUGUCCACAGCUGGAUGUCCACAGCUAGAUGUCCACAGCUGGAUCUGGAUGUCCACAGCUGGAUGUCCACAGCUGGAUGUCCACAGCUGGAUGUCCACAGCUGGAUGUCCACAGCUGGAUGUCCACAGCUGGAUGUCCACAGCUGGAUGUCCACAGCUGGAUCUGGAUGUCCACAGCUGGAUGUCCACAGCUGGAUGUCCACAGCUGGAUGUGCACAGCUGGAUGUCCACAGCUGGAUGUCCAUGCUCCCUGCUCUAGAAAGAGUGCUGAAAAAGUAUGUGCCAUUGAAAUCCUUUUUUCUUCCUGAAGACAAAUGUCCUGUUGUCCUGCGAACAAUGUGCGAAGAUCCACUGACUGAACUUUGGCUGGACUUUGUCCAUGGAAACCUGACCGUAUUCAGUGACACAAUCGAGAUGCUUGAAGGCCAGGACCGCUGUGCUGUGGAGUCCGCUGCAAUUCUGAGAAAUGUUGAGGCAAAAUUGACUGCAAGACGUGAUGACAACUUCAUUCCAGUUUUGGUCAGAGGACUUCUGAGAGAGCUAGAGGAAAAUGGAGCCAUGUCUAAAGAGAAGCUUUCUCAAAAACAUCCCAAUCAUUCUUCACUAUGGCUGUGAACUACUUGCAAGCAUGGGGAAAGCACACAGAUAAUCUAAAAGAUGUACAUUGUCUCCUUUUAAAAAGGCAACCUCUGCGUGAAGAGAUCCAGAAGGCAGUAGCCACACUGCAGAACAAAUGCCCCAAUGUGACCAUCAAUGAGGAUGGCAUUGUGUGACGAGGUUACUGGCCUGCAAGAGUUCCUAAAGGGGGGGGAUCGCUUCAUGAAUGGAAAACAUCUGAGACACCGUUUAGUCAGAGAUGGAGCACGGUGGUUACCCACUUCAAAGAGAACGACAUCCCACUAACCUGGCUAGAUUAGCGUCUGUUGUCGUGUGUUUACCUGGAAGUAAUGCACCAGUCGAAUGUUCUCCCAAAUGAAUGAUCUAUGGACAGCAGCAAGAAAUAGGUUCACUGUUCCUGCCAUCAAGGCCAUGCUUAUUGUGAAGAAAAACUUCAACCUGCCAGGAGUUCAUGGAGAAGCUGGCCAAAGACAGAGCAAUCCUGAAGAAGAUACAUUCUUCUGAGAAAUAUACUGAUUAGGUUGGUAUAAGUAUAGUAUGGAGUUACCAAUCUCAUCAUCGUCUUAUUUCUUUAUUAUGUUGUUAAGUAUUUCACAUAGACUAUUGUCUGUUUUUCUAGUUUUUCUCAUGUUCUCUUCUGCUCGUAUUCUACCCAGACUACCAGGACCACUGAAUGCCUGUUCAGAUCGGACAGUUCUGUCUCGUCUGUAGUGUUUCUGUAAUAGUUGUUUUCUCUAUCACAGUGUGCCCGUUAGACUAAAUACAAGAAACCGGAACUGUC
This is a messenger RNA of Salvelinus fontinalis (brook trout), 3077 nucleotides long. RefSeq lists its product as uncharacterized. Bases 1379 to 2293 code for a protein of 304 amino acids. The transcript is spliced from 2 exons. The record is from RefSeq and is a predicted model, not a curated record. NCBI's taxonomy places the organism in Eukaryota, Metazoa, Chordata, Actinopteri, Salmoniformes, Salmonidae.